GUCGUUGGAACCUUCAGCUGUCAAGACUUUGGCCACCCUAAAAGUGCAGGUUUUGUUAGCAAACUAACUCGAACUGUACAUCCCGAGCCGACGUUAUUUAAAGUUGUGCAUUCAUCUGCUAAUCGAUCUUUGAACGCGCAAGCUGGUGAUUGAAGCACUAAAAUUGCACGAAGACGAACCGUUUAGUUUUAAUCGCUGCUAGUUUUUGCACAAGCCAGCGAUCCUGAGCGGGUGUAAGGCUAGAUGCAGGGAGGGAGGGAGUAAAAAAAGGCAAAAGUCUUUGUGCUUCCCUUCCCCCUCAUCAAAGCAAAGGGGAAAUGUCUCUGUCUAAAGGAGGGAAGAAGAAGAACCCUGGGCUGAAGCUGGCCAAAGAAGUGUUUGCACAGCCCACACCAGCAGCAGCAGCGCCUCCUCGAGAUCUUGACUCGAAAGCUUACGUCACAAUUGGAGAUCAGAACUUUGUGGUGAAGGCCGAUGACUUGGAGCAGAUUGAAGAGCUGGGCAGGGGAGCGUACGGGGUGGUGGACAAGAUGAAACAUGUGCCCAGUGGUGUAAUCAUGGCUGUCAAGAGGAUUCGUGCCACUGUCAACACUCUGGAGCAGAAGAGGCUUCUGAUGGACUUGGACAUUUCCAUGAGGACAGUGGACUGCUUCUUCACUGUCACCUUCUAUGGCGCCCUCUUCAGAGAGGGUGACGUUUGGAUCUGUAUGGAGCUGAUGGACACAUCUCUGGAUAAGUUCUACAAGAAGGUCAUUGAGAAAGGCAAAAACAUCCCUGAGGACAUCUUGGGCAAGAUCACUGUAGCAAUUGUCAAGGCAUUAGAGCAUCUGCACAGUAACCUGUCAGUGAUACACAGAGAUGUGAAGCCCUCUAAUGUUCUGAUCAACACUGAGGGCCAAGUGAAAAUGUGUGACUUUGGCAUCAGUGGCCAUCUGGUGGACUCUGUGGCUAAAACAAUGGAUGCAGGCUGCAAGCCCUACAUGGCGCCUGAGCGGAUCAACCCCGACCUCAACCAGAAAGGCUACAGUGUCAAGUCAGACAUCUGGAGUCUUGGUAUCACAAUGAUUGAGCUGGCCAUUUUGAAAUUCCCCUACGACUCAUGGGGCACCCCGUUCCAGCAGCUCAAACAGGUGGUGGACGAGCCGUCUCCACAGUUGCCCGCCGACCGUUUCUCCCCAGAGUUUGUAGACUUCAUCUCCCAGUGCUUAAGAAAGAAGCCAAAUGAGCGACCAGCUUAUACAGAAUUAAUGCAACAUCCGUUUUUCACCGUGCAUGACUCCAAAGACACAGACGUGGCCAGUUUUGUCAAGGUCAUCCUGGACGAGUGAUGGGCUCCCUCCUGGCCCCGGCCCAUCGGGGUAGGCGGGACCUCUCAGCAAACAAACCAAUGGCCUACCUUUUUUUUUUUUUUUUAAACUCACUGGAAUGACAGACUCUCAUGCACCCACACACAACAGGGGGAUGACCCAAAGAGCCCACCAGCACUGGAGUGGGACAGUGGUGGUAAUAUGAACUUGUACGGUCAAAAACCAACUGGAGAGGUUUAUUUCGCUCCUCAAAGCUUCCUGUGUGUGCAAUUAUUCAACAUGACAAAUAUGAACUGAACCAGAUUUUUUUUUAUUUUUUUUUUUUCUUGUUCUUUUUUGCCCCACUGCCCCUUUUCUAUCUCUCUCCUCAGAAUGGACAGAGCCAGCCAUCAUUUCUUUGUGACACAUAUUGUAUGAAUACUUUGAAUUUCAUCUGCAAAACCAACAGUUUAUGUUAUUGUGUAUUGAAGGCUGUAUUUGCAUAUGAGUUUGUAUUUUUUUCUCAUUAUACAGAGUUUUGAUACUUUAUAUCGUCAACAAGUGUGAAUUUUACCGAACUAGGGCCUUAUUUGUCAGUUGGCAUCAGGUGAACACUUUGACCUGGUUCUGCCCUGAGGUGAUUGGUCAGUGCAGGGGCUGCAGUUGCCAUGGGCCGGGUCGCGGGAGGCUCCAGAGCUGAGACAAAACAUGUAAGAAAUGUCAAAGGUCACAUUCUGGACCAGAGUUGCAAGUCAUUUCUAGAUCUCUUGGUGGCGUGACGCAGGAAUGUAAAACGUCCCAUAUCAUCUGAUCCGAUCGUGAUCCGAGCUGACGACCUUCAUGCAGUGACCCCUCUGUACUCGUCGUCUUCUUUCUUGGGUAUUAAUGAGUCGGCUUCAGCGCUGCCAUUGUUACUUUCUGAAAGUAUUCAGGGGUUGCCUUUUCUCUUUCUGUGUGCCAUUUUUGCGAAUCGUUCUCAUGAAUUACUGCAUUAAUUGUGUUUUUUCUUUUCUUUUUGGACGUGUUCUGGCCUGCAUUUUGAUUUUAUUUCAGCAGCAUUUAAACUCAUACAUUUGCCUACAGUUUCCAAUUCUGGAGUCAGCAUAGUCUUUUCAUACGAGGCACUUAUGUAUGUUUGUUUUUUCCAGAGACCUUAUUAUGCAUUACACAGGCAGUAUGUUAGGGAAAUAAUUUAUGUGUUGAAGAUGUAAAUACUCUCCUUUUUUAAUGUAAUAUGGCACUGUCCUAACUUGGCAGUGCAGAUGAGUGGUAGUUGUUGGUAGUAGUUAGUUUUAAUGCAGUGUGACACGCAUACACAAACACUUGUACUCACAGGGCCAGCUGACUAUUGUACACCUAUUUUGGACUGAUGUGCUGUCAGGCUCCACCGCUCAGGUUUCUGCGCCCUCCUUCAUGCGGAGACGGCCCCAUUUAUUAUUCCCCAGGUUGUACUCUCCUUGAGUGCCGGACCGAGAGCCUGUUUUCAGUCUAUGGUGGGCAUCCAUUAUCUCUUCUGUCUGAACAUACUAUGCAGAGCCCCUUCACCUUGGAUACUCAGCAAGAGGCCCUUGCCAUGUGGCAGUUUCCCCACUCCCAAGUGUUCACAGACUGUGAUUGUGAUGAUGGCGAUGAUGGUAAUGACUGCAAUGCCUCAGUUCAUGGCUAACACUCAUCGCAUCUGGUUUACACUGUAGUGCAACCUUUAUCAAAAGUCAGUGAGUUAGGAGUAUUUAUGAUUGUGAAAAAUAAGGGAAAGCUUGCAACAUCACAAAGAAGCUGCUAUUUUUUCCCCCCUUUUUUUGUUUUUAGUCAGCCUUCUUUGAUGGCCAUUCCCUUGGUGUGUGUAUAAGUGAGUUUUACGCGGAUCACAAUGAGAAUGGAACACUUGCUCUACCUCUUACUCCUUCACUCUAUUUGCCACCUUUUCAUUGGGUGGGACUGACAAACUUGAACUGUGGAAAGACAAAAAAAUAAAGGCUUUAUUGUUCAGUA
Molecule: messenger RNA, 3278 nt
Organism: Perca fluviatilis (European perch)
Lineage: Eukaryota; Metazoa; Chordata; Actinopteri; Perciformes; Percidae
Product: dual specificity mitogen-activated protein kinase kinase 6
Exons: 12
Coding region: 318-1328 (336 amino acids)
Biological process (GO): protein phosphorylation; MAPK cascade
Molecular function (GO): MAP kinase kinase activity; ATP binding
Source: RefSeq, a predicted model, not a curated record